AAGACAGCACAAAAGUUGUAACAUACAUGUGCUCUAAUUUUUUCUUUCUUCCCUUUCUCUUUUCAGCUCGUGCGUGCCUUCAUUGUCAAUACGUAAAUUCCAAUUGAGUUUGUCCAGACUUUCGUGUCUCAUCUGGGAAAGGGAGUUGUGGAAAAAUCUGGGAUACUGAAACAUCAAUCAAGAUGAAUGCAAAGCAGAUACGACAAGCUUACAUUGACUUUUUCAAAAGUAAGGGUCAUGAAUAUGUGCAUUCAAGUUCAACGAUACCUCAUGAUGACCCAACUUUACUCUUUACGAAUGCUGGAAUGAAUCAGUUUAAGCCAAUAUUCUUGGGAACAGUUGAUCCUAAUAGUGAUAUGGCAAAAUGGGUGCGUGUGGUCAACAGUCAAAAAUGUAUUAGAGCUGGUGGCAAACACAAUGAUCUAGAUGAUGUUGGUAAAGACGUUUAUCAUCAUACUUUCUUUGAAAUGAUGGGAAAUUGGUCCUUUGGAGAUUACUUUAAGAAAGAAAUAUGUGCUUGGGCCUGGGAAUUUUUAACAGAUGUAUUGAAAUUACCAGCUGAUAGAUUAUAUGUGACUUAUUUUGGUGGUGAUGAGAAGAAUGGAUUAGCACCAGAUGAUGAGUGCAAAAACUUAUGGCUUUCCCUUGGAGUAUCUGCCUCGCAUGUUCUACCAGGCAACAUGAAAGAUAAUUUUUGGGAAAUGGGUGAAACUGGACCCUGUGGACCAUGUAGUGAAUUACAUUUUGAUCGUAUCGGUGGUAGAGAAGCAGCUCAUCUUGUAAAUAUGGAUGAUCCUGAUGUAUUGGAAAUUUGGAAUCUCGUGUUUAUACAAUACAAUAGAGAAUCAGAUGGAAGUCUGAAAUCGUUACCAAAAAAGCAUAUAGAUUGUGGCUUGGGCUUGGAACGAUUGGUAUCUGUAAUUCAGAAUAAACGUGCUAAUUAUGAUACUGAUUUAUUCAUGCCUCUGUUUGCUGCAAUUGAAAAGGGUACAGGUGCCCCAUCUUAUCAAGGUAAAACAGGAGCUGAUGAUGUUAAUGGAAUCGAUAUGGCAUACAGAGUUCUGGCUGAUCAUGCUCGAACUAUCACUAUUGCUCUAGCGGAUGGAGGAAUGCCUGAUAAUACUGGUAGAGGAUAUGUCUUGAGAAGAAUUUUAAGACGUGCUGUACGUUAUGCUACCGAAAAAUUGAACGCUAAGCCUGGAUUCUUUAGCUCUCUUGUAAAUGUAGUUGUGGAUCUUCUCGGGGAAGUUUUUCCAGAAGUAACAAAAGAUCCACAAAGUAUAAUUGAUAUCGUGAAUGAGGAAGAAGCUCAAUUUUUGAAAACUUUGUUGCGCGGUCGUAAUUUGCUAAAUAGAACAAUAGCGAAGUUAGAAUCGAACGAUACUGUACCAGGUGACGUCGCAUGGCGAUUGUAUGAUACUUACGGUUUUCCGAUAGAUCUCACUCAGCUAAUGGCUGAGGAAAAAGGAUUGAAAAUCGAUAUGACAGGUUACGAAGAAUCUAAAAAACAAGCGCAGUUAAUUUCUCAAAAUAAAGCCGGUGGAGUGGACGAUCAAAUUAAUUUGGAUAUCCAUGCCAUCACUGAAUUGCAAAAACAUAAUAUCAAACCUACAGACGAUUCUCCGAAAUAUAAUUAUAAGGUGAUCAGUUCGGUCAAAUACAAUGAAUAUGAAUUUGCGCCAUGUAUCGGUACUGUAAUCGCACUGAGACAUGCCAAAACUUUCGUCGAUCAAGUAACUUCUGGUCAAGAAGUUGGAAUUUUAUUGGAUAAAACGAAUUUUUACGCGGAACAGGGAGGACAGAUAUACGACGAAGGAUUUUUAGUGAAAGUCAACGAUGAGGCUACAGAGAUUCGGGUGAAGAACGUUCAAGUUAGAGCUGGUUAUGUCCUGCACAUCGGUACCGUAGGCGAGGGUACGUUGAAGAAAGGAGAUAAAGUUCACACGAAUGUGGAUACGGCACGUAGACGAUUUGUAAUGUCUAAUCAUAGCGCCACACACGUCCUUAAUUAUUCCCUUAGGAAAGUUCUGGGAACAGCAGCCGAUCAAAAGGGAUCAUUAGUUGCACCCGAUAGACUUCGUUUCGAUUUUACAAACAAAGGACCGAUGACAGCGGAACAAGUAAAGAAUACGGAAAUUAUCACCGCUGUUAUGGUCAAACAAAAUAAAAAAAUUUAUGCUAAGGAAAGUAAUUUAGCUUUAGCGAAAAGUAUUCAGGGUUUGCGUGCAAUGUUCGAAGAAACAUAUCCCGAUCCAGUACGCGUUAUUAGUAUGGGUAUACCUAUUGAGGAUCUAGAAAAGAAUCCUUUAAGUACAGCCGCCCUUAAAACUAGCGUGGAAUUUUGUGGUGGAACACAUUUGCAUUACACCAGUCAUAUAGGUGACUUUAUAAUAGCUAGCGAAGAAGCUAUUGCUAAAGGUAUCAGGCGCAUAGUGGCGCUCACUGGACCAGAAGCAGCAAAAGCUUUUAGAACAGCAACGUUGUUGCAAAAUCAAUUAUCUCAGCUUCAAAAGACGAUUGAAACCGACAAGUCUGGAACAAAUUCCAAGGAAUAUGUGAAGAAGAUAGUAGAAUUGACAGAUGAAAUAACGCAUGCCGUUAUUUCUGGUUGGAGGAAGGAUAACAUGCGUGCUACAUUAAAACAAUUAAAGAAGUCUCUCGACGAUAAGGAGCGAGCAGCAAAGGCAACUAUCGCUAACACGGUUGUAGAAACUGCUCAAUCUAUAAUACAGUCCAGAGUUGGAUGUCAAGUAUUAGUCGAGGUAUUGGAAGCAUAUAGUAAUACGAAAGCUCUGGAUUCAGCAUUGAAAAAAAUUAGAGUUUUAUCACCGGAAACUAGCGCCUUGCUUAUAAGCAUCGAUUGCGAUGUUAAAAAGAUAUUUGCUCUCAGCUCCGUGCCAAAGUCUGCAGUUUCCAAAGGACUGAAAGCAAACGAAUGGAUCCAAGCAAUCGCGCCUAUGAUGCAAGGAAAAGGAGGCGGAAAACCUGAAUCUGCCCAAGCUUCCGGGACUAAUAUAACAUGUUUGAACGAAAUAGUAAACAAGGCCAAUGAAUUUGCCAGGAAAAAACUUGGGAUUACAGAUAAUAUCGUUAACGAUACUUGUAAGACUUCGAAAAAUGAUGCUCAUUUAUUUGAUACGGACUCUUCAUCAAAAUUGAUACUUUACGCGAAUGUUGAGAGUGUUAAAUGUUAUUAUUUACAAAUAAUCGCGCAAUAUAGCGGCAAAUGUUUAACUAUUAAACAAAUCGAAAAUGAUGAAACACAUUCUAGCAAUGUAAUAUUAAAAGCAGCAAAUGUCACAUUAUACGAUAGCAAUGCUAUUGCAUUCUUUUUAUCAAAUUCGCUGCUACGGCGCGAAGAUGAUUUGUUCGCAUCCAGCCAGGUUUUGCAAUGGAUGAAUUAUUCACAAAAUCAUAUUUUACCAGCAGUCAGUGGUUGGUUGCUUCCAUCACUCACUAACAUUUCCGUUUCAAAAGAUAUAAAAGCAAACGCAAAGGUUUCUAAAGAAGAUCUUCUUUAUACUUUAAAAACGUUGGACAACACACUGCAUACAAGAACGUACUUGAUAGGAGAAAGAAUCAGUCUUGCAGAUAUAUCAGUUUUUAUCGCACUAUUGCCUUUAUACGAAAAUUUAUUAGACCCACAUCAUAGAAAGCAAUACACGAAUUUAAAUAGGUGGUUUUCUACAAUUUUGAAUCAGCCGCCAGUAAAAAGUGUAGUAAAGAAUUUUACAUUUUGCACAAAAGCUAUUAAUUAUUAAUAGCAGUUAACUAUUGUAAAAAAAUAUUUACACAUUUUGUACUAAAAUGCGAUUUAUUGCAUUAUGCGAGAACAUUGUCGUUUUCUUCCGAUGUGUUGCUUUUAAGAUUAUCAUACAAUAUCCUAAUCUCUUUUAAUAAAGUGGAGACGUUGGUUCCCAGCUUGGCAGAGACAGGAAUUAUUGGUAGAUCUACAUAUUUCUUGAGUAAUUGUAAAUUAAUCUGAAAUAUAAAUUGCAACUAUAUUGUAAAAA
Messenger RNA from Nylanderia fulva, 4013 nucleotides. RefSeq names its product alanine--tRNA ligase, cytoplasmic (gene AlaRS). Gene Ontology annotation, biological process: alanyl-tRNA aminoacylation. NCBI's taxonomy places the organism in Eukaryota, Metazoa, Arthropoda, Insecta, Hymenoptera, Formicidae. The record is from RefSeq and is a predicted model, not a curated record. Gene Ontology annotation, molecular function: ATP binding; aminoacyl-tRNA deacylase activity; nucleic acid binding. Gene Ontology annotation, cellular component: cytoplasm; mitochondrion.